Messenger RNA from Theileria annulata, 1359 nucleotides. RefSeq lists its product as uncharacterized. NCBI's taxonomy places the organism in Eukaryota, Apicomplexa, Aconoidasida, Piroplasmida, Theileriidae. The coding region runs from base 1 to 1359 and encodes 452 amino acids. The transcript is spliced from 3 exons. The record is from RefSeq and is a predicted model, not a curated record.
AUGAGCAGCCUAGACUUUGAAAUAAAUUCGGAUACUAAUCCAGUAAAAUUCGAUAUGGAUAUUAAACCAAAGAGAUUUUCUCUCUUACCAAAGUCUAAGAGAAAGCUAUCAAUACUCCUUAUAUAUAUGAUAGGUUUCUCUGAAGGUCUUUUACAUCUAUCCAAUCUCGCUAUAUACUACAUGUUUAAGGAUGAUUUUGGGCUCUCUCCUGCACAGAUGACUCUUUUGUAUUCUAUUCCAGCCAUACCCUAUGUUAUUCGUCCAGCAAUGGCAUAUUUGACCGAUACCAUUCCAAUAUUUGGAACGAGGAGGAGGCAUUAUUUGAUUUUAAAUAGUCUGAUUCAGUCAUCAAGUUUUUUGUUUAUGGGUUUAGUGCCCAUUAGUUUGUUUUUUUCAACUAUCGAACUAUUUCUAAUUACCUUUACUCUUGCAUUUUGUAUGACUAUCGCUGAAGCAUUAGUUGUUGAAAACAUCAGUGAUGGAACUGAUAACUUGAGUGGUUUCAUCGGGAUUAAAGCUUUUUCUGCCUUGUUAGUCUCAUAUUUCUCAGGUUCUUUGUUAGAGAAAUAUCCCAAACAAAGAUUAUUUCUUAUCACAAGUUUAUUUCCACUAUUAAUAACCUUUUUCGCAUAUUUCAUGAAAGAAGAGAAAACGGAUAUUGUAUAUCAAUCGCACCCACUAAAGGAUUUAACUAAAUUUUUAAAAGAACCGUCAAUAUUCCAUCCCUGCGUAUUUAUGUUUCUAGUUGUUAUAACACCAGGUUAUGAAGAUGCAUUCUUGUACUAUACCAUUGACGUCUUAGGCUACAGCCCCUCAUUCAUGGGAGUAUUGAGACUUAUUUAUGGAAUUUCAAUUGUUUUGGGCAUUGCAGUGUGCCGUUUAUUUUUUAAAAAUACUUCUAUAAAGAAGUUGCUUAUUUGGUCCACUCUUAUAGUCAAUAUUUUAUAUCCGUUUCCAGCUUUAAUCACUUCUGGACUGUCAAAGAAACUUGGAAUACCAGAUAAACCUCUAGUUCUCUGUGGAGGAUUCUUGAUGGAGGCAAUUUUUGAAAUACAGGUGAUGCCAUUUCUAACUUAUACAACAAGAGUCACACCUAAGGGUUUGGAAGCCUCAGUGUUCGCAGCCAUCAUGACCAUCAAAUCUGUUGGAAUUUUCUCUUGUAAAUUAUUCACAGCCUUAACGACUUUCCUUUUCGGCAUUGACAACCACAAGUACGAACAUCUAACAUCCUACAUUCUAUUCUGUACAACCACUGCAAUGGCAGUCAUGUUCUACCUUACCAAGGUACCUAACAAAGACGAGAUGGAACUUUUUGUGACUAGGCAAAAAAUGACUCAAAACGCCGAUGAGAAGACUUAA